AUCAUAGAUCACACAGCUCUUGCAUUAGAUCAUUCACCUUCUAAACAUGCUAUAAACCAUCUCCGGCGACACUUGGCAACUAAAUGUACAUGGAUGCAGCGUCUUUUAUCUAACAUCGCCUGUUACCAGACACUACAUCAAAACAUGAAUACCUCAGAGUGGCCCACACUUUCUCCAAACGCCUCUUUGAAUCACACAAACCACAGCGAUGAGUCAAGCAGGUCCAAGUCAAGUACUUCAUCCGCCUGUGAGCAGGUGCACAUUGCACCUGAGGUCUUCCUCACAUUGGGGCUCAUCAGCCUGCUUGAAAACAUCCUGGUCAUCCUUGCCAUCGUGAAGAACAAGAACCUCCACUCACCCAUGUAUUUCUUCGUCUGCAGCCUAGCAGUGGCCGACAUGUUAGUUAGCGUUUCCAACGCAUGGGAGACAAUAGUCAUCCACUUGCUGGCGAACAGGAGUUUGGUGAUUGAGGAUCACCUCAUCCGUCAGAUGGACAACAUAUUUGAUUCUCUAAUCUGUAUUUCUGUGGUGGCGUCUAUGUUGAGCCUGUUAGUGAUCGCGGUGGAUCGCUACGUGACUAUCUUCUAUGCUCUGCGUUACCAUAAUAUAAUGACCGUACGGCGAGCUAAGAUUCUCAUCGCCAGCAUCUGGACCUUCUCCACAAGUUGUGGGAUCAUCUUCAUCAUGUACUCCGACACUAAGCCUGUGGUUGUGUGCCUGGUGGCUAUGUUCUUUGCCAUGCUGCUGAUGAUGGCCUCACUCUACAGCCACAUGUUCCUGCUGGCCCGCUCGCAUGUCAAACGCAUGGCGGCAUUGCCGGGCUAUAAAGCCAACAUCAGGCAAAGAGCUAGCAUGAAGGGUGCCGUCACCCUUACCAUACUACUGGGAAUCUUCAUCGUGUGCUGGGCACCAUUUUUUCUCCAUCUCAUCCUCAUGAUCUCCUGCCCACGGGACAUUUACUGCAUCUGCUUCAUGUCACACUUUAACAUGUACUUGAUACUCAUCAUGUGUAACUCGGUGAUUGACCCACUGAUCUAUGCGUUAAGGAGCCAAGAGAUGAGAAAGACCUUUAAAGAGAUCCUCUGCUUUGAUGGACUACGCAGCUUCUGCAACCUGGUCAGCAAAUAUUGAACCUGACGGGAUGGACUGAUGGAUGAAUGGAUUUAUAGAUAGAUGGAUUGGUGGAUAAUUGCAACGGGGAGGGGAAGUGAAGCCUGAUCAUCUUCAUUAGGGACAGUACACAUUUGUACACAUUUUUCUUGGUCAUCUUACAUCAUGUGAAAUGUUUUGAUGUUACUGUGGAAGUUUCAUGUCGUGUUGUUGUAAAAUAUUGAAUUAAGAAGUUCAAAAUGUGCCUUUCUGUUAUAUAGUGUAUUUAUAGGAGUUACAUUGUCCUCAGCAGGGGACUGUCGUCAGGUCAGUGCAGUGAUGUUUUGUGCAAAAAGGCUAGAAUAUUAAUAUGCAGAGUAGAAAUGUGCUUGUUUUUAGAUUUAGACUUCAUAUAAAAUCAUAGUAAAUGAAAACAUAACCCCCGGUUUUAAGACUAACAUGCAUUACUGAGCUUUUUUAACUGAAAGCAACUUGCACUGACUUAUCUUAAAAUAUGUCAAUGUCAUUGUAUUGUCUCAAAAUGCACACCAGUAAUGUUUUUUUGUUUGUUUGUUUUUUUUCUAAGGCAUGUUUAUAAAAGCUAUUUAAAUGCCCUAUAGUUAAAUUAUUAUUGGACUAGGGCUUAAUCCUUAGUUCAUAGGAAGCAAAUGAAAAAUGAAAAUUCUGUUAUUAAUUACUCCCCUUCAUGUCAUUCCAACCCCGUAUAAGGCCUUUGUUCAUCACAAAUGAAUCGGAACACAAAUGAAUCCUGGCUUAAUCUAAGACCUGCCAGUGAAACCAGGCCAAUAAUGCAAAUAAAACAUGUCUGUUUUAGAAGUACUUAAUCAUAAAAUGUUGAGAAUAUUUUUGUAGUAUAUGGCAAACCAUAAACAUCUAUCAAUAAAUGAAUCCACCUCAAUAUUAUAAAUUAAAUCUAUACAUGUUCAAAAUAUUUGUGCUACACUUCAUUUCUUAUUUAGAGCAGAGAGAAAACACUGUUUAUAAGAGUAAAUUAACUGAAAAGAUAUUUUUUGUUUGUUUGUUUUUUUGUCAUGUAAGCUAAAAAUUAUUUUCUCGAGUUAAAAAUCACAAAUAAAAAUACAGCAUUUUAUUACCUUUGAAUUGUUUCAGAAAAAAAUCUUAAGUUCAAAAAAGCAUGAAAACUCCAUUUAAAAUAGUGUGUUAUGCAAAUGCUCUGUAGAUUAUGUAAUUUAUGCAUGUAAAUGGUGGACAUAUUUUCUUCUGAUCUUCUGAUUGAACAAUAUGAACAAUAUCUUCUGAUUUUGUUAAUUUUACUGCAGAAGAAAAAAUGCUGGUAUUCUUCUUAACAAUAUAUGUAGAUUUGAACUUACAGUAUGUGUUAAGUAUUAUGAUUUCUAAGCAAUGAUAUCUGAUAAAUGACAUAAUGAGCCACUGUGUUUGUGAACAAAUAUGAGAUUUUUCAGUAUUAAACACUUAAAAGAUUUGUUUACACUUUACAAUACUGUUCAAUUCAUUCACAUUAAAAUUAACUAAAAAUUUAUUUUAAAAAAAAUCAGAAUUUACUAAAUAUAGAUUCUAUAUUCUAUAAUAAUACAUUUUAACAUUGCAACUUCAAUUACACAUUUACACAGAUUAUGUGGACAAGCAUAAAUUAUGAACAAUUUAAUAAACAAUUAACAAAUUCAACUCAAUUGUUGUUAUAGUUCAUGAUACCUAAUGCAUUACCUCAUGUUAAUUGAUUAAAACUUGUUGUGUAGUUUGUUUUACAUAAAUGUUGUUGUGAUCUUUUAAUACCUGUGAAUUGAAUUUCUUCUACUUUUUCCUUCAGUAGUGUGAAACGGAGAGUAGUUUACACAUGUUUUUUAUCCGAAUGAAGUGAUAUCGAAUAAAAAAUGCCUUGUGGAAACAGUACAAUUCGAUUGAAUUUCAUGAAUAUCGACUGAAAUGAAAUACUUUGGGUCUCAUCAGAUUUUAUCUUGAUCAAUAUACGGCUUAUGCGAUAAACGCUGAUGGAAAGGUAAUCUGCCGAAUAAUUGAUGAAUUUAAUAAUGCAGG
Molecule: messenger RNA, 3126 nt
Organism: Pimephales promelas (fathead minnow)
Lineage: Eukaryota; Metazoa; Chordata; Actinopteri; Cypriniformes; Leuciscidae
Gene: mc5rb
Product: melanocortin 5b receptor
Biological process (GO): G protein-coupled receptor signaling pathway
Cellular component (GO): membrane
Molecular function (GO): melanocortin receptor activity
Source: RefSeq, a predicted model, not a curated record